GAAAAUUCAAGAACGGAGAUUUCUGAAUAUUGAUUCAGCAGCUCUAGUCCUAUUUUUAAUUUUUUUGAAAUCAACAAAAGACUAGAACAUUAUCAGACUCGAAACGAUAUCAAGUAGAACACUUUAUUGAAGCUCAAAGCCUGCAUUUAUACAUCAGAGAUUGAAAUUAUACAAUCACACAAUUACUUCAAAAAAUAGUUCUAAGCCGAAGUUCGAGAUAUGAAAUCAAUUGUAUCCUCUAAGAAGUUUUUCAUUAGUCUUUGAAGAUUUCUGAUUAAAUAAAAAUUUUGUAACUGAUAUGAAAUUUCCUAAUGAGAAAAAUGAAAUUCUCAUCUCUAUAUGACUUGAAAUACAUUAAAAUUUAUGGAACAUCAAGGUAUCUUUUUUUUUCCUUUCUUUAAGAUAUUACAUAUCUUUUAUCUUUAUGUGAACAUGGUGAUCUACAUUUACGUGGUGCAUGUGCAAGUUUACUUGCUACAUUAAUUCAAACAACAAUUCAUCUUUUAUUAAACAAUGUUCACUUGUAUCAACUGAUUCACAAGACAGUUCAAGGAAUUAAAUUAUUAGAAGAUUCUAUUCAACAUACUACAAGUUCCUGUACUCUUGCUAAAUUUGCUCUAGCUCAACUUAUAGAUGAUAUUGAUUUUCGAAUAUUAACUUAUCUUGAACAACAAUUAAAACAACAGUACCCUGAUAUACGUGUUCGUCAAGCAAUUGCUUCGACUUUUGCUAAUCUUAAAAAAUAUAUUAAUAGAAGUGAAAGUGAUUUUCAAGCUCCUGUACUCAAUUUACUUGUUCAAUUACUUUUAAUUCGUCAUUUUAUUCAUUGUAUUGCUGAAUUUCUUGUUAUGUUAUCACAUGAUACACUUCAUUCAAAACAAGUUAUUAAAAUACAAGAUUUAAUAAAACAUUAUGAUUCAUUAUUAGCAAGUGGACAUGAACCUGAAACACAUACUUUGGCAGCAUUAGAACCAGCUUUACGAUUGUUCACAAUUAUUAUUAAUAGUGUUCAAAUUGAAGAUGAUAAAUGGAAACGUCUUUCACGACAAAUUGUCGAUUUACUUCUUGCUCAUUUACAAUCUCAGAAUCAACCACUUUUGGAUAUUUAUUCCACACAAUUAACACUAUUUGAUGUUGCUUUUCGAACACUAAAUGAUGUUUUAUUAUCAGUUCAUGGAACACGAGAUGUAACUUUUAGUGCAGCUCUUCUUCGAAUUUUACAUGACGUAAUAUUACGAAUUUUAACUAAUACUCGGCAAUUAUGUGGUCAAAUCAAUAUGACAUUAGUUUCUCUUGCAUCCGAUUAUCUUUAUGUACAUAUCACCCAUUAA
Messenger RNA from Rotaria sp. Silwood1, 1331 nucleotides. The record is from the annotation of a GenBank genome assembly. NCBI's taxonomy places the organism in Eukaryota, Metazoa, Rotifera, Eurotatoria, Philodinida, Philodinidae.